Messenger RNA from Dibothriocephalus latus, 726 nucleotides. Lineage: Eukaryota; Metazoa; Platyhelminthes; Cestoda; Diphyllobothriidea; Diphyllobothriidae. The record is from the annotation of a GenBank genome assembly.
UCAUUCCAAUUCCCCAAUCAACUUGUUGCGCACUGUGUCAACAAACAUCUGUCUGUGCACGAACGCCAUGCUCUCAAGAUUGCCAACCCGGACUGGCCCCUAGAACCUCCACAACACGCCAUCAUUUAUGAGUCAAAACCUCAGCAAUGGACUCACCUCGCUUACCUUCUCUCUCAUGCACAACUCGAAACCCACUUACGGCUGACCAAUGGCUGCCCAACCUGGUCUGGUGGCCUGCUAGCCCUCCUGAGACACACCUACUUCGUGUAUGAGCAGGCCUUCUACAAUAUUUCGGUGCUGGACAUUGCGCAACAGGCCAUCAGCAGUGGGGACUUUGUGGAGCUAUUUAAACCCUACCCCGAGCUGCACGAGGGCAGCAAAUUCCCGGAUCUCUGUGAGCUGCGAGUCAGUCUCUACCACUGUCCGCAAACCUGUCAGAAUGGCCUGCAGUCUGAGCUAGGUUUCCGUCUGCCAGCAACGGUCCGGCGGGUGGAUGUGCAAUUUGUGGGCAACUGGUGUACAGACUGCUACGCUGGUAUCCUCCGCGCGGUAUCGCUGACGCAACACCUCCGAAUACGUCACUGCGGCGUGCGAAUGAGGACUGCCAACGUGCCAAGCAUGUUCCAGACCAUCGAGUUCCCGGAGUUGGUACGCAUACGAACACCCAUAGAGUCAGUCUUCGUGUUGAAGGUACUUCAGGGGCCAGGAGCACAGCAGCGUCGUGAA